GUAACCUCCGUUUUGAUACUCAUCCAUCGCAGCAAGCUAAUGAUAUCCCCACCAGAUCACAUCUUUUCUCAAACUAGAUCGACUACCCGAAGUCGCCUACAACCAAACAUCUGUGGCAACCCUAAUCGACCAUCAGAAUCGGCCACGCCUUGUCCUGGCUAGCUCAUAGCCGCCGAACCACGCGCCUCGAGCGCAACUCCCCACACACUCACAGGCAGAUCGUAGGAUUUGCAGGUCUUCAAGAUGCCAAAAUAUAAGUCUCUCUUCUGCGAUUAUUGCGAUGUCUACCUGACGCAUGACUCGAUGAGCGUGCGCAAGGCUCAUAAUUCAGGACGCAAUCAUUUGCGAAACGUCGUCGAAUACUACCAGCAAAUCGGCCAUGAAAAGGCCCAGUCAGUAAUUGACUCUAUCACGAGCUCGUAUGCUGCAGAAGGACAAGCGAACCCCAUGCUACAACACCCUGGUGCUCCAGGGUCAUUGCCGCCGCCACCAUUCGGCUUUCCAGGACGACCAGGACAAUUGCCGCCACCGCCAUUCGGUAUUCCGCCUCCAGGCGCCCCUGGUGGAUUACCUCCCCCAGGAAGCCGCGGCAUGCCCCCAUUUCCUCAUCCCUUCCCUAACGCUGCUGGUGGUCCAUCAGGUCCUGAACCAGCCGGCCAAUCUGGUGCACCACCGGCUGGCCUUCCAGCCGGCAUGCCUCCUCUACCAGCUGGUCUCCCAUUCCCACCACCCGGCGGCUUCCCAGCGAACUUCCCCCCUCCGCCUGGCUUCCCAGGGGUACCGACAGCACCUGGAGGAGGUCCCAGUGCCGCCCCUGGUUCUAGCAUCUCGCCGCCUCCGGGAGGUGCUGGAGGGUUCCCUCCGCCGGGGUUUGGGCCGCCGGGGACCGCGGAGAAGAGAUGAUAUAAUUCAACAGUCAAGGGGAAAAGUUCAUUCAUAAGAUAAAUGUGCAUGUAAAUUAUAAUUCACGCAGGCAAAGACGGAGAUGAACAAGUACCGGCGUUUUACGGAUGUUUUUUCUUCUUACAAUUUCUUUUCUAGGGCUCAAAAUGAGUUUUGAAUAGUUUGAUAUACGUGCGGAUCUAUUAUAUCAUGUAUGCAGUCAGUCCUGCAUCAGGCGGUAAAUACGAGGUUCAGGGAUACCAUCUUAAAGCAACUGUUUUCAAUAAGUUAUGAUUAUAAUUGAAACCAUUUGACUGGUUGAUAUUCACAUGGAUGUAUUGAUAACGAUAUUACAGGUGUCAAUAUGUCAGUGUGGCUGAUGCUAGAGCUGUUAGGUAUCCUUCACAUAUUGACUAAUUGUGAACCAAAGAUAUGCCAACUUGCAAUAACCUCGAUUCAGUUUAAUAAUGAA
Talaromyces proteolyticus is the source of this 1354-nucleotide messenger RNA. RefSeq names its product U1 zinc finger-domain-containing protein. Gene Ontology annotation, biological process: mRNA splicing, via spliceosome; spliceosomal snRNP assembly; mRNA 5'-splice site recognition. NCBI's taxonomy places the organism in Eukaryota, Fungi, Ascomycota, Eurotiomycetes, Eurotiales, Trichocomaceae. The coding region runs from base 244 to 903 and encodes 219 amino acids. The transcript is spliced from 5 exons. Gene Ontology annotation, molecular function: zinc ion binding; pre-mRNA 5'-splice site binding. The record is from RefSeq and is a predicted model, not a curated record. Gene Ontology annotation, cellular component: nucleus; U1 snRNP.